This is a messenger RNA of Mollisia scopiformis, 1257 nucleotides long. RefSeq lists its product as uncharacterized. The record is from RefSeq and is a predicted model, not a curated record. The transcript has a single exon. Lineage: Eukaryota; Fungi; Ascomycota; Leotiomycetes; Helotiales; Mollisiaceae. Bases 391 to 1080 code for a protein of 229 amino acids.
UGAAGGCUAAAAGCCACUCAGGGCCGGAUCGAAAGUGCUGAGGGGAGUACCCCGAAGGGGUUCAAGGUAGAUGAACUCCAAUGCUGGGUUUUUGAUGAGCGUGGACUUGUUGGGUGCAGAAGCUUCUUUCGAAGGAAUUUCGGGAGGCCUCCCGAUUAGUCAUCUUACCCUUUGGGUCACCGAGUGAUCGACAGCCUCACAUACUCACCAGCCUAUCAUGAUCGUGUUUCCUGAAGGCUCAGCUUGAAAGGAUCCCUUCACGUGGUUUGGGAGGCCUCCUGCUAGCCUGAGUGAUGACUUCUACAACAAACAUAGCUCGCGCAAACAAAGUUGCGCGCUGAGGAGCGGUUUAUUAGCGAUCAACCCGAACGUCCAAAUCUUAGGUACUUCAUGGAUAUGUCUAAGGAAGCUCCUCCACGAUCAGAGACAUCGCUUUCUUUGGUAGACGACAACAUAGCCUUAGCACUGAUCGAUGGCGAGCGAAGGGCAUUGAAUAACGAGCCAGUUGGCUCAUGGUUUGGACUUGGACUGUCCCCAUGGCAAGAGCUCGAGCUCCAUUUCAAGAUUGUGGCAUGCCAUGCUUCGGACUUGGCCUAUAUUCUACGACAACGAGCCUUUCAGACGGUAAAACUUCAAUGGAGAUCUGACUAUUUUGCGUGGCGCAUGCGGUGUCUAAGUCGGAUGUCAUUGGCCAUGUAUCAAACGAUUCACGGGUCUGGUCGAAAGUCAAAUUCGUUCCAAGAUUCCAAAGACUUCCUUGCCACGAGUGCAAUUGUCAGUCUCAAAAAUUGCAUCAGGAACCUUCAGGUAUUCGGUUCGUUCUGCCAGGCCAUUCAGCACCAAUCUGGUAUGGACCAAACCUCAUGGUCCAUGGUUGACCUUGGAGAUUGUUCGGACGAGGAAUUGGCCACUGGAGCUGAAGAGAGAUCAUUCGAUUUCAUGAUACACAGCGCAGAGACAUGCAUUUUGAACGCUGCGAAACUCGUCUCGGAAGCGGCAACAGGGCAAAAGGAGUUGUAUGACAAGAUCAGCUAUCAUACGUAUGUUGCAAGUAUAGACUUCUCAGUUGGCGUUUCCUGAUCCAUGUAGCAAAUAUGAACUCACCAGAACACUGGACUACGCUCGAGUCCCCGACUUCGAUCUCGAGAUCGCCACAAGCGGCGACGGUAUUGUUAGCGUCAAAGGGUUGGCUCGGAAAAACGAGGAAGUAGUCAUGUUGGCCAAGCGACACCUCCCCCGUGCUAUCGAAACAGAACU